GAAGUAAACCAUCUUGGAUUCUCUUGCAUUCUAAUAUUCUAUCCCUCAAACCGAAAUGGGCGAAAAUAAACGAAAACGCGGUCGUAAACCCAAAACGCCGGCCGAAGAAAACAAGGAUUUCCUGUACACUACCGCCAAAGCAAACGAUGUCGCCUCUGGACCCUUCUCCGUUACCGUCCCCGCCACCGAAACUACAGCAGAGCCUAAAGAUCUCUCGCCCUCCCGGCGCGGCCGCGGCCGUCCCCGCAAGGUCAAGAAGAACAAAAACCCGCGCCCCAACAUAGCGGCUUCUCCAGAACGCCGGGGUUCCAGACACACGGAGCAAAACGGCGACUUCGCGCACCCAACGUCUGCAACGACGACGAUGGCGGCGAUUACUACCACUGCGGUCGUCUCGGAGCCCGUGAGUUGGGAGACCGUUGUUAAGGUGGUGCCUUCCAUGGACGCGGUUGUGAAGGUGUUUUGUGUUCAUACGGAGCCCAAUUUCUCGCUGAUGUGGCAGAGGAAGAGGCAGUACAGCUCGAGCAGCAGUGGCUUUAUCAUUGGGGGUAGGAGGGUCUUGACCAAUGCGCAUUCGGUGGAGCACCAUACCCAGGUGAAGUUGAAGAAGCGGGGUUCAGAUACCAAGUACUUGGCAACGGUUUUGGCAAUCGGGACUGAGUGUGAUAUCGCGAUGCUGACUGUGAGUGAUGACGAGUUCUGGGAAGGAGUUUCGCCAGUGGAGUUUGGAGAUUUGCCUGCACUCCAAGAUGCCGUAACUGUUGUGGGCUAUCCGAUUGGGGGUGACACAAUCUCUGUGACAAGUGGUGUUGUGUCGCGCAUGGAGAUACUCUCUUAUGUUCACGGGUCAACAGAACUUCUUGGGUUGCAGAUAGAUGCUGCAAUAAACUCUGGAAAUUCUGGUGGGCCUGCCAUUAACGAUAGAGGAAAGUGCGUGGGCAUUGCAUUUCAAUCUCUUAAACAUGAAUAUGUGGAGAACAUUGGUUAUGUCAUACCAACACCAGUUAUUAUGCACUUCAUUAAAGAUUAUGAGAAAAAUGGGGCAUAUACAGGGUUCCCAAUUCUUGGAGUUGAGUGGCAGAAGAUAGAAAAUCCUGAUCUACGCAUGGCAAUGGGGAUGAGACCUGAUCAGAAGGGUGUCCGUAUAAGAAGAAUUGAACCCACAGCUCCUGAAUCUCAGGUUCUGAAUCCAUCUGAUGUUAUCUUGAGUUUUGAUGGGGUUAAUAUUGCUAAUGAUGGAACAGUUCCAUUCCGGCAUGGAGAGCGCAUUGGUUUCAGUUAUCUUGUAUCUCAAAAAUACACGGGGGAUUAUGCUUUGGUAAAAGUUCUUCGUGAUUCAGAGGUACUUGAGUUCAACAUAAGACUUGCAGCUCACAAGCGGCUCAUCCCAGCACACAUCAAGGGCAGGCCGCCCUCCUAUUUCAUUAUUGCUGGAUUAGUUUUUACCACGGUAUCCGUACCCUAUCUUCGUUCUGAGUAUGGAAAGGAUUAUGAAUUCGAUGCUCCAGUCAAACUGUUGGACAAGCAUCUACAUGCAAUGGCAGAAUCAGUAGAUGAACAGCUUGUUGUUGUUUCUCAGGUCCUUGUGGCUGACAUUAAUAUUGGAUAUGAGGAUAUUGUUAAUACUCAGGUUCUUGCUUUCAAUGGUAAACCUGUAAAGAAUCUUAAGAGCUUGGCCUGCAUGGUAGAGAGUUGUGAUGAUGAAUAUCUGAAGUUUGAGCUGGAGUACCAACAGAUAGUGGUCCUACACACAAAGACUGCCAAAUCAACAACCUUAGAUAUUUUGACUACACAUUGUAUACCUUCUGCAAUGUCCGAGGACCUCAAAACUUGAGAGAAGAUUGUGGGGAAGGUACAGAAGAUUGCAUCGUUAUAAGGAAAGGGUAGAGCAAGAUGCAGAAGAUGCUACUCAAGUAGCUGUUCUUGUAGUUCAUCUUAUUCUUUGGCCCCGCAGAAAUGUACCGUGACCGUGGGGUUUGCAUUACUUGCUUUAACGUUUGGAUCUGAAUUAAUGGGCUUCAUACGUUUUGUGAUUACGAGUAGAAGAAUAUAUGGAGAUGAAGGCUGGUUUCCCCAGAUCCAGAAACAUCUAAUGAUUCGCGGCUUUUUAUAUUUUGUUGGUUUCGAACCCCAUCAAUUCAUAAUAGAAUGUGACAGAUUUUGAUUAACAA
This is a messenger RNA of Carya illinoinensis, 2171 nucleotides long. RefSeq names its product protease Do-like 9. Bases 56 to 1834 code for a protein of 592 amino acids. The record is from RefSeq and is a predicted model, not a curated record. Gene Ontology annotation, molecular function: protein binding; serine-type endopeptidase activity. The transcript is spliced from 9 exons. Lineage: Eukaryota; Viridiplantae; Streptophyta; Magnoliopsida; Fagales; Juglandaceae. Gene Ontology annotation, biological process: proteolysis.